CUGAGUGAAGACGGAGAGGAGGAGAGGAACAAGAAGGGAAACGCGGAUAGCGGAAGGAGGAAGUAAGGGGAGAGCCAAGCGAAAUUGUCCAAUCAACUGACCGAUCCCUUAGUCGCUGGCUCAUCGAAGCUUGUCUCUUGCCUGAUCUGGGCUUCCCUACGCCAUACCCUCCCAUUUCUUGUUGUGCAUAAAAACAACAGAAAAACACCCCCACUAAACAUCAAAAUAGCAAACAUUGCAGAUGGCAGACGAGAAACCCCCCCCUUAUUCCCCACCUGCGAGCAGCAAGAGCAGCCUUACCUCCAGACCCAGCACUGGGAGUCUGAGAGCUGCUCACCCUCCCUCCCCACGUUCAUCCUCUCGACAUCCUUCUGUGUCUUCACAGCAGUCAAUGGCCGAUAUCCUCUCUAGCCCUCCAAAGCAUGAGGGUGUACCACCACGGGACUGGAGAACUGUCAAGGUGGGUGAACUGCUCAGCAAUAGGGAACUCUUGUUCGUGGAUCUUGACACCCCGGUCGAGUCGGCAUGUCAGGUAGGCCCCCCCCUCCUCCCCCGGUUUCUACCCCAUGGUUCCGAUAUUGCGCGCCGGAUAUUUGGACGUAUCUGCGUGCCCUCGUCUGAUCUAUGGAAUGCGAGAAACCUCGUCAAAAAUGUUCUGCUCACCCGCUGUGCUUAGACCCUUAUCGACAACGAACUUUCGUCGCUUCCAAUCAGAUCGUCUCCCAACGCGGAGUCCGUAUGCGGGACUUUUGACUAUAGCGAUCUGACAGCAUUUCUCCUCUUAAUAAUGGGGCUAUACCAACCCGAUGAGGAUGAGGAUAUGUCGUCUUUUGAAGAGUUGGCGAGGAAAGCUCGAGCGGGGUCCACUAUCCCCGUAAAACUUGUCAAGGAUCUUGGGAAAAAGGAUCCGUUCAUCACUGUUCCAGAGACGGAGGGCCUUGCCAAAAUUGUCGAGGUGUUCGGAAGUGGAGUUCAUCGAAUCGCGGUUGUCCGUGAAGGAACAAAUCAGGUUAUCGGGAUGAUUAGCCAGCUGCGUCUAAUAUCCUUCUUCUGGGAACACGGCAGGAGUUUCCCUACCAUAGAUCAGCUCUACCCUCGUUCCCUACGCGAUUUGAAUAUAGGCUCCGGAGAAGUCAUCUCAAUCAAGUAUGUAUUCGGCGAACGGGAUCGUCUCCGAAAUUGAUUCCGUAGCUUAGGAUACAUCGAAGCUAACGUAAUCGUAGCGGGGACAAAAAAGUCCUCGAUGCACUCGAAUUGAUGAAUUCCGAGGGUGUUUCCUCACUGGCUGUUGUAGACAAUCAACACAAUGUGGUCGGAAAUAUUUCGACUUGGGAUGUUAAAGUAAGCUUGUUCCUUCGUUUGUAUCAUUGGCAUUCGACUCCCACCCUGCAAACGCGAAGCUAAAUCUCUUUACAUAGUAUCUCACAAGAUCAAGCUCAAUGCCUCUAUUGAAAUCCUCGUGCUUGCACUUUUUGUCCGUUAUUCUGACAGACAGAGGGUUAAGUGAUGGCAAAGACUCAUACCCAGUAUUCCACGUGAAUGCUCAGUCAACCCUCGCGCACACGGUAGCCAAGAUUGUAGCGACACAGGCACAUAGGUGAGUAGGCCCCUCUGGGGAUACCAUCACUCUACGCUGUUCUGACAUCGAAUUUGUUUGUAGAAUGUGGAUUGUCGAAACCCCUAGCCCAGCCUCUACCGCUCCACCAACGCCCACUAUACCACCAGCAGUUGCGGUACCACCACUAUCUGUGCUUUCCCCGCUUCCUUCCCCUUGCACCUUCCCGAUCACGGCACCACCCACCCUUACUGCCGGGACUCUUCCUGGGGCACAUCUUAGCGGCAGGUUGAUGGGGGUGGUGUCUCUGACAGAUAUUCUUAAUAUAUUUGCCAGGAGCGCUGGUUUGACCCCGGUGGAUCCUAACGAAGCCAGGAGGCAGAGACGCAGAAGUUCCUCCAGCUCCAUGAGAGCUAGCUUUGACCAGGGUAGCCGAAGCUCGCUUGAUUUGCGUGAGCUUCGCGAAUCAUCGAGGUCUUCGUUUGAAAUUCGCAGAUGAGCUUUGAAUUUUACCCACUCCGUAUGGUUUAUGAGAGGGUAUAUCUAUCACUGAUGGAGUUCGUGCGUUUCUUCCUUAUGCCUCAUUUUCCGUUGGAAGCGGUUCGUUUGUAUUAUAUACACUUGAUGCGAGUUUUUUUAUUCGUUCUCCGCGCGCAACGUAUCAAUUUUCAAUUUUUCAGUCUUCACUUUCCUCCAUUCAUUAACGCUCAGUUACCCUUGGAUAGGAACCGGGAGCAGAUCACCAGCAGGGCAAGAGGGUGAUGCGGAUGGGCAGGUGGGGCUCCCAAGCCAAUUUCAGAUGAAGCGGUGGUGGGGGGGGUUUUUUUAUAUAUAUUUUUUCCGGGGCGGAUCAAAUUCUGCUUAAGCCCGCCGCCGAGAAAUUUCCUCGACUCGUCAUGUAUUUCCUCCAGAAACCUUUGAAAUAAAUAGAAAUACAUGGUCAUCUGGGCGAAGGAAAGAGAGCCAGGUAUCAUAAUAUUAUCAUAAAUAGCUUUUUCCCACCGGCGGGGGGGGUGGAACUAUUAUAGGAUGGUGCCAAGAUAUUUUGAACUCCCUCUUGCUUCUGAACGACCAACCUCACACCAUCAAGCCGCACCAUGAUCCUCAGGAAACUGGUCUUACGGCAGAGUAUGUCUACCUUACCCAGCAUGAAAUAAUCUUACCGAACUCGCUGAGAUACGGGGAGUUUACUGACGGUAUCUCCGAAUUGCAGGCCGAUUGACUUCGCUUUCCGGAGCCGCAAGACACUUCGCCAGAACAAUCACCUCCGAGCAGAAUCAGAAUGGCAGCACCGGCACUGGACCGGAAGGGCUCAGUAGCCCCCAAUCCCCCAAUCCAAAUCGAUCCGAUAC
Messenger RNA from Tuber aestivum (summer truffle), 2907 nucleotides. NCBI's taxonomy places the organism in Eukaryota, Fungi, Ascomycota, Pezizomycetes, Pezizales, Tuberaceae. The record is from the annotation of a GenBank genome assembly.